This is a messenger RNA of Rotaria sp. Silwood2, 294 nucleotides long. The record is from the annotation of a GenBank genome assembly. Lineage: Eukaryota; Metazoa; Rotifera; Eurotatoria; Philodinida; Philodinidae.
AUGUUACUCUAUGAGGGCUACUUCUCCAUACUUUCGUUAUUAUUGAAUUUUCUCGCGCCUAUUGCUGUUCUCUUUUUUCGCUUUCUCCUUUAUGCUGUUGUUGUUAUUGCUGUUGUUAUUAUUAUUGCUGUUAUUGUUGUUGUUGUUGUUGUUGUUAUUGCUGUUAUUGUUAUUGCUGUUAUUGCUGUGGCUGUUAUUGUUAUUGCUGAGACUGUUAUUGUUAUUGCUGUUAUUGUUGUUAUUAUUAAUGACUUUAUUCUUCUGAACUAUUUCUCAUCUUUUAUCAUCAUAUAA